AUGGAGAAGAGCCUCUUGUCAUCAGAGCUUAUCAGCUUCAUCAUCCUUGAAGCGAUCAUCUCUUUUUACUUCAGAUUCGUUAAGCUCUCCAAGAGAUUAUUUUUCUCUUUCCGGUCUUCCAAGGCUAUAAAAGGUCAGCUCAGAGCUGAAGAAGCGAGAGCAGAGGAUGAGAUGGUCAUCAUGAGGGAAGAAGUGGAGCUUGUCUUGAAUAGGAUGGGGAUGAAAAUGAAUGGAAACGAGGAUGCUGAUCAGAAGCUUAAGGAGUUUUUGGGAAUGGAGGAAGUUGAAGCCAUGUUUGAUGAGAAAGAGCCAAGCUUGGAGGAGGUGAAGGAGGCUUUUGCUGUGUUUGAUGAGAACGGUGAUGGGUUUGUUGAUGCAGGGGAGCUUCAAAGAGUUCUAUGGAAGCUUGGUUUGGAGAGAGUUGGAUUGGAUUCAUGCGUGGUGAUGAUUGGGGAGCAUGAUGUGAAUGGUGAUGGGAAGAUAGAUUUUGGGGAGUUUGUUAAGUUUAUGGAGAGCAGCUUCUGCAGAUGAUUAUUUUUCUUGUAAUUUUCAAAAUUGUUUCUUUUGUUUUUGUUUCAAGUUGUUCAUAUAAAUACACACGAGAAUUUAGAAUAGAAAUUGUGUUCAGAGAAACGAGGAAGGAAAUCCGGCUUUUAAGUAAUUUUGUAUUGAUUUUUGAGUUGGGUAUCGUAGAGUGAUGUUAUCUCUGAGUUUGCUUCUAAUAA
Messenger RNA from Phalaenopsis equestris, 725 nucleotides. Its product is annotated as probable calcium-binding protein CML30. The record is from RefSeq and is a predicted model, not a curated record. Gene Ontology annotation, molecular function: calcium ion binding. The transcript has a single exon. Bases 1 to 531 code for a protein of 176 amino acids. NCBI's taxonomy places the organism in Eukaryota, Viridiplantae, Streptophyta, Magnoliopsida, Asparagales, Orchidaceae.